AUGUUGUGGUUUAGCAUAUUUGAAACAAACGAUGAUGAUGAUGAUGAUGAUGAUGAUGAUGAUGAUGAUGAUGAUGAUGAUGAUGAUGAUGAUGAUGAUGAUGAUGAUGAUGAUGAUGAUGAUGAUGAUGAUGAUGAUGAUGAUGAUGAUGAUGAUGAUGAUGAUGAUGAUGAUGAUGAUGAUGAUGAUGAUGAUGAUGAUGAUGAUGAUGAUGAUGAUGAUGAUGAUGAUGAUGAUGAUGAUGAUGAUGAUGAUGAUGAUGAUGAUGAUGAUGAUGAUGAUGAUGAUGAUGAUGAUGAUGAUGAUGAUGAUGAUGAUGAUGAUGAUGAUGAUGAUGAUGAUGAUGAUGAUGAUGAUGAUGAUGAUGAUGAUGAUGAUGAUGAUGAUGAUGAUGAUGAUGAUGAUGAUGAUGAUGAUGAUGAUGAUGAUGAUGAUGAUGAUGAUGAUGAUGAUGAUGAUGAUGAUGAUGAUGAUGAUGAUGAUGAUGAUGAUGAUGAUGAUGAUGAUGAUGAUGAUGAUGAUGAUGAUGAUGAUGAUGAUGAUGAUGAUGAUGAUGAUGAUGAUGAUGAUGAUGAUGAUGAUGAUGAUGAUGAUGAUGAUGAUGAUGAUGAUGAUGAUGAUGAUGAUGAUGAUGAUGAUGAUGAUGAUGAUGAUGAUGAUGAUGAUGAUGAUGAUGAUGAUGAUGAUGAUGAUGAUGAUGAUGAUGAUGAUGAUGAUGAUGAUGAUGAUGAUGAUGAUGAUGAUGAUGAUGAUGAUGAUGAUGAUGAUGAUGAUGAUGAUGAUGAUGAUGAUGAUGAUGAUGAUGAUGAUGAUGAUGAUGAUGAUGAUGAUGAUGAUGAUGAUGAUGAUGAUGAUGAUGAUGAUGAUGAUGAUGAUGAUGAUGAUGAUGAUGAUGAUGAUGAUGAUGAUGAUGAUGAUGAUGAUGAUGAUGAUGAUGAUGAUGAUGAUGAUGAUGAUGAUGAUGAUGAUGAUGAUGAUGAUGAUGAUGAUGAUGAUGAUGAUGAUGAUGAUGAUGAUGAUGAUGAUGAUGAUGAUGAUGAUGAUGAUGAUGAUGAUGAUGAUGAUGAUGAUGAUGAUGAUGAUCAGAUGAUAUUAGCUUGAGGUCUUGUCAUUAUUCAUUUUCUGUAAUGAAAUCUUUGUUUAUCAUGCACAUCCAUUCUUUAUUCAACUACCUAAAACCAUGACAUUGUGUAGAAAGAUUGUUGAAGUAGUAUAAGUCUUAAAUGUAUCAUAAUUCUUUUCUCAAUAGCAUAUUACGUUUUAGUUAGAAGAUGCAACUCUUAGAUUUAAUCAUGUCAAAAUACUAAUACAAUACGAUCAUAACUGAAAUUGAA
Schistosoma margrebowiei is the source of this 1334-nucleotide messenger RNA. NCBI's taxonomy places the organism in Eukaryota, Metazoa, Platyhelminthes, Trematoda, Strigeidida, Schistosomatidae. The record is from the annotation of a GenBank genome assembly.